This is a messenger RNA of Podospora bellae-mahoneyi, 1293 nucleotides long. RefSeq lists its product as uncharacterized. The record is from RefSeq and is a predicted model, not a curated record. The transcript has 2 exons. NCBI's taxonomy places the organism in Eukaryota, Fungi, Ascomycota, Sordariomycetes, Sordariales, Podosporaceae. Bases 1 to 975 code for a protein of 324 amino acids.
AUGCCUUCACCACCUCCAAAGAUUGCCAUCUCUCUGGGAGGCAGCGGCAGCGGCUCUCAAAUCAAAAAGCGCACCCGUCCCACCUUCGGCAAACGACACCGCGCCGGCGCAAAUGACCAAAACUACGACGAUUCCGACUCUGACAAUUCCCAGAGCGACAAUGGCCGCUCCGGCAGCAAGCGCAACGGUCGCGCCGAGACCGUCCUGACCUAUGGCGACGACGAGUUUACUUCUUCCUCAUUCAGGUCUCGGAAGGACAGUCACAGGGGCAGCGACAGAGGAAAGGACAGUCGCAGAGACAGGGACGGCCACAGAGAAAGAGAAAGAGAAAGAUCCAGAGACAGGGAAAGAUCCUCUCACAACCGGUGGCCACGACGCUCCCCCUCUCCCUCCCAAACCACCGAUCACCAAGACUCCAAAAAGCCUGUCCAGUGGGGCCUCACCAUCAACCCCAAAUCCACCAACUCCAGAUCCUCCCCCCUCAAGAGAAGCCCCUCUCCGGAUCAGGCUUCAAAGCCCCCCAAAUCCCUUAACGACGAAGCUCUCGAGUCCCUCCUCGGGGCAUCAUCUCAGCCCAAGAAGCGCAAGCUCAAUCUCGAAUCAGAAGACCCAGACCGCGAACCCCAAGCAGAGGACUACGAGGCCGUGCCUAUCGACGACUUUGGCGCGGCUUUGCUGCGCAACUUUGGCUGGAACGGCCAAAUGCAGGGCAAGGUCAAAGAGGUGAAACGACAUGCUGAUCUCGCAGGCUUGGGCGCAAGAAACUUGAAAGCAGGCGAGGAGACGGGGACUUGGGACCCGAAGGCGGGAAUGCACAAAAAGGAUACGAGGCCGGUUCGUCUCAAUGAUUACCGCAAAGAAGAGGAAAAAAAGCGGCAGCGGCGUGAGGAUCAACGCGGGCAUAACAGUUACAGACGUGAGCUAGAGCGGGAAAGGGGGGAGGAACGUACAUGCUUCUACUGCGUGCUCUUUUGAUCCCAGCUCCUCGGCUACAUUCCGCCACACGAAAAGAAAAAAGGGUAUACUAAAUAACACAAUCAUCCUCAAAUACCGAAACGGGCAUGUUAAACUUGGUCUCAUUACAACAGCUUCGAGGUCCCCCUGGCGCUCUGCCCUCGCCGUCGCACCAUGUCUCUUCUCUCACUGCACCAAUCAUUGAGCCUUGCUCGAAACCGCAUGUACUGAAAAAACACUAUUCUGCGACGCGGUAUUGGUCAACCGAGUGUUCUUCUCGCGAUCUAGCUGCUCAUAUUGAGCAGCCGUGGCAUUGUUGAACUGUCUUGCCGAAACACC